This is a messenger RNA of Mangifera indica (mango), 1633 nucleotides long. RefSeq names its product metal tolerance protein 11. The transcript has 6 exons. The record is from RefSeq and is a predicted model, not a curated record. NCBI's taxonomy places the organism in Eukaryota, Viridiplantae, Streptophyta, Magnoliopsida, Sapindales, Anacardiaceae. Gene Ontology annotation, biological process: monoatomic cation transport; transmembrane transport. Bases 172 to 1356 code for a protein of 394 amino acids. Gene Ontology annotation, molecular function: manganese:proton antiporter activity. Gene Ontology annotation, cellular component: membrane.
UCUCACUCUUUCUUGUGUCGUUCUAGAGCGAUCCUCAAAAUACUGUUACACCAACUGCAACUGAUUAGAUUUUAAAAUCUCCAAACGUGGUCACAUUCCCUCUGAGCUUUCAUUUCUGUCAAUUUUUUUUUUUUGGUUAUUUUUCUUCGGGUCUUUUGCGGUCGCCGGAGAAUGGUGGAACCGGUGGGACACGAACUCGACGAGGAGUUGUCGCUCUUGUCUGAUCAUUGCAAUGUUGACCGCUCCUGGCGGUUGAACUUCGAUGGCUUUAAGUUGUCGUCUGAACACGUGGAGAAGAAGCCACCUCGCCGCCUCCAUGACUGCCUGGGAGUUUUAGGUCCAGAAGAUAACGUGGCUGAGUACUAUCAGCAGCAGGUAGAGAUGCUUGAGGGAUUUAACGAAAUGGAUGCAUUAGCGGAACGUGGUUUCGUUCCUGGGAUGUCAAAGGAAGAGCGAGAAAACUUGGCUAGAAGCGAGAAUUUGGCUAUUAGAAUAUCAAACAUUGCUAACAUGGUUCUUUUUUCUGCUAAAGUUUAUGCAUCUGUCAGAAGUGGUUCAUUGGCCAUCAUUGCCUCCACGUUAGACUCUCUUCUUGACCUUCUGUCUGGCUUCAUCUUAUGGUUUACUGCAUUCUCCAUGCAAACACCAAAUCCAUAUCAGUACCCUAUUGGAAAGAAAAGGAUGCAGCCAUUGGGAAUUCUUGUGUUUGCCUCAGUCAUGGCAACACUUGGACUGCAGAUUAUCUUGGAGUCAGUGCGCACUAUGGUAUCUCAUGAGAAUGAUUUCAACCUUAGCAAAGAGCAAGAGCGAUGGGUUGUGGGCAUAAUGCUCUCAGUCACCCUGGUCAAACUUCUUUUGGUUGUUUAUUGUCGUGCUUUUACAAAUGAAAUUGUCAAAGCUUAUGCCCAGGAUCAUUUUUUUGAUGUUAUCACCAACAUCAUUGGCCUCGUUGCUGUGCUCCUCGCUAAAUACAUCCACGGCUGGAUAGAUCCUGUUGGGGCUAUCAUUUUGGCGUUGUACACAAUUCGCACAUGGUCUGUGACUGUGUUGGAAAAUGUCAAUUCCCUUGUUGGAAAAUCGGCCGCUCCUGAAUAUCUACAAAAACUGACAUACCUUUGUUGGAACCACCACAAGGCUAUAAGACACAUUGAUACAGUGCGAGCUUAUACCUUCGGGUCUCACUACUUUGUUGAGGUUGACAUCGUUCUGCCAUCAGACAUGCCCUUGCAAGAGGCCCACGAUAUCGGGGAGUCCUUGCAGGAGAAGCUCGAACUACUGCCCGAGAUUGAGCGUGCCUUUGUUCAUCUUGAUUACGAGUAUUCGCACAAACCUGAGCACGCUUCCACCUACCCAUAGUACCUCCUCGAAACUCUGCUGUAAUAUCUGGCAAUCGUCUUGUUGAACCAUGUGGAAGCAUACUGUAAAUGACAAAGAUUAUACUUCAGAUCAGAUAUUUUAUAAGUUAAUGCCAAAUAUUCGGAAUCCGAAAUUGAUUGGGAGCGGGUAGAUAACAGAGACUAGUCAUCUCACGUGUGUAGUUGAGAGGCUUGAUAAGUUUGGGCCUUUCUGAGAAUUAACCAAUCAAGUCGGUAUUUCCGUAUGUGAAUAUAAUUUUGAUUCUGCUUGGAUUCAA